Molecule: messenger RNA, 2292 nt
Organism: Akanthomyces muscarius
Lineage: Eukaryota; Fungi; Ascomycota; Sordariomycetes; Hypocreales; Cordycipitaceae
Exons: 7
Coding region: 1-2292 (763 amino acids)
Biological process (GO): protein phosphorylation; tRNA export from nucleus
Cellular component (GO): cytoplasm
Molecular function (GO): ATP binding; protein kinase activity
Source: RefSeq, a predicted model, not a curated record
AUGGAUUUUCUCAAGUCGGCUGUGGCCUCGGCCAUGGCCAAAGGGCCGCCCUUCCCGUACAGCUUUGGUGACAGGGUCGACGUGGACGAGUCCAUCUGGACACUGUACAACGGCACCAAGAGGGAAGAUGGUUCCAACUGCAGCAUCUUCUCCUUCGACGUCACCGCUCACAGAGGUCUCCUUCCCCUGGCCAGAAACGCCCUUCGAAAGCUUCGCACCAUCCGCCACCCUGGUGUAAUCAAAGUUCUUGACACGGUCGAGACGGAAACAUACAUUUAUAUUGCCACCGAGCGAGUCGUUCCGCUGCGAUGGCACGUCCGACGCAAAUCCCUAAGUCCUGAAACAAUAAAAUGGGGUCUACACGGCAUUGCUCGCACUCUCAAGUUCAUCAACACCGACGCCUCCUCGAUCCACGGCAGUGUUAAGGUCGGGUCGAUAUAUACUUCGGAAAGUGGCGAGUGGAAGCUCGGCGGCUUCGACGUCCUCAGCAGCGUCAAGGAGGACGAAUCUACAAUAUAUACCUACGGAAGUCUAGUCCCCGACUCUGCUCGAUACUCGCCUCCAGAAGUCGUACAAAGCGGAUGGGAUGUCAUCAAGAAGAAUCCUCAAUCGGCCGUCGACGCAUUCAACUUUGGUGUGCUGAUAUUCGAGGUGUUCAAUGGCGAUUAUAACGGCCGUGACAAUGCGGGACAGACUCGCGGCGUUCCUCCCACAAUGCACUCUAGCUACAAGCGACUAUGUAACGCGAACCCAAAGGCUCGCAUAUCCGUUGCCGCAUUCCUCGACCAAGGAGGCCGUCGCGACGCCUUUUUUGAUACGCCGCUCAUCAAACUCACAGAGGGAAUUGAUAAUCUAGGUAUCAAGUCAGAAGAAGAACGCGAGCAGUUUUUAGACGACUUGGAGCAGGUAUCCGACGACUUUCCUGAGGACUUCUUCGUCAUGAAGGUCCUCCCGGAGCUCAUGAAAUCCGUCGAAUUCGGUGGUGGUGGGCCUAAGGCCAUAGGUGUUGUGCUAAAGAUUGCCUCGAAACUGUCGCAGGAUGAUUUUGAGACAAAGUUGAUUCCCUUUAUUGUCAGAAUGUUUGGCAAUCCCGAUCGCGCCAUCCGAGUUUGUCUACUAGAUAGCCUGCCUCUCAUCAUCGACCAACUGCCGCAAAAGGUUGUCAAUGACAAGAUCUUUCCCCAAAUCGUCGCUGGCUUCACAGACGCGGCACCGAUUGUGCGAGAGCAGACGCUCAAGUCAGUCUUAGUCUUGAUCACCAAGCUCUCGGAUCGCACAAUUAAUGGCGAGCUCCUGAAACACCUUGCCAAAACGGCUAAUGACGAACAACCCGGUAUUCGCACUAAUACCACCAUUUGCCUUGGUAAGAUCGCAAAGUAUCUCGGAACAGGGUCAAGGUCCAAAGUCCUUAUAGCCGCUUUUACACGAUCGAUGCGAGACCCGUUUGUUCAUGCUCGCAACGCUGCCCUGAUGGCCUUGGCAGCCACAUCCGAAUAUUUCACAGAGGAAGAUUGCGCAAACCGUAUCCUCCCUGCACUCUGCCCACUGCUCAUUGACAAGGAAAAAAUGGUCCGGGAUCAGGCGACCCGCGCUAUGGACUCGUACGUUGGCAAGAUCAAAAAGGCAGCAGCAAAUAUGCCGGACACGGCGUUGCCACCGUCGCAGGCUGGUGAUGGCCAGGCUGCUCGCAUGGGCACGCCCCAACCGAGUGCUGGAUCUCAGGGUUGGACUGGCUGGGCUAUUUCGUCCUUUACCAACAAGAUGUCGACCGCGGCGGGCGAUAUGCAAACUGCCAAUGGCUCAACGCAGGCACCGAGAGCGUCGUCCUCUCCCGCACCGGACGCCCGCAAGCCGACAUCGUCAGCAUCUAUGCUACACAGACAGGCUCUUGCUUCGCCGCCCGCUUCUACGGCAGCACCCUCUCCCACACCGAGCGCCGUAGCGGAAGAGUUUUAUGCCGACGGGGCGGACGACGCUGGCGGCUGGGGGGACAUGGGCGACAUGGACGAGGACGGCGGAUGGGGCGCGGCGACCGCCGCCAGCGAGCCAUCAACAAGGUCGGCGCCCGCUACAGCGUCGGCGACGCCGUUUGACGAGGGAGAGCCCGACUUUGCAGGAUGGCUUGCGGCCCAGUCGCAAAAGAAGUCUGGCUCGAAGCCGCUGCCCAAGGGCUUGGCAAAGGCUGGCCCUGCAAAGAAGGCGCCUGCGAAGAAGCCAGUGGCGGCAAAGAAGAUUGACCUCGCGCCAAAAGCGGAUGAUGGCGAUGAUGAGGGCUGGGGAGAUGGCUGGUAG